GCCUCCCUUCGCAGUACUGGGCUGUGGCGGCCUCUUCCUCCUGCGUUUGGGGCAGGAUCCGGAGUGGUGGCUGCGGCGGGAGCUGGAAGCCAGCGUCCACUUCGCCGCCACCGCCCUAGCUGCCUGCCCCUCUCACUUGGGCUUUUCGCGUAGUGCAGAGGCGGCGGGCUAGGAAGGGAGCGGUGCGGGCGUGAGGUUCCCAGCUGAUGGGCAACCCCUGGGCGCGUUGAGGGGCCGGGCUACCAGCGACUGAGAAAAUGAUGCAUCCUGUUGCCAGCAGUAAUCCGGCUUUCUGUGGGCCUGGCAAGCCUUCCUGCCUCAGUGAAGAUGCCAUGAGAGCUGCUGAUCAGUUUGACAUAUAUUCCUCCCAGCAAAGCAAAUAUAGCCACACAGUCAGCCACAAGCCAAUGGCUUGUCAGAGGCAAGACCCAUUAAAUGAAACACACUUGCAGACUCCAAGUGGCAGAAGUCUAGAGAUAAAAGAUGAACUAAAGAAAAAGAAAAAUCUCAACCGAUCCGGUAAACGUGGCCGACCUUCAGGAACCACCAAAUCCGCAGGAUACCGUACCAGCACAGGCAGACCCCUGGGAACCACCAAAGCAGCUGGAUUUAAGACAAGUCCAGGCAGACCUUUGGGUACAACUAAAGCUGCAGGAUACAAAGUCAGCCCAGGGAGACCUCCAGGAAAAAAGCAGCAAGCCUUCAGGUGUUCCAGUGAUGCCUGACACAAUGAGCUGGACUUAUGCUGCUCUUUACAGUAAGAGGUGUUGCAUUGUAUGUGGGGACUUUGUGUGCACUGGCAUCUAAGACAGUGACCUCAUCAGUUUUAGCUUUGCACAAACCCUAAAGAACAAUAGUGGAUGACUAUAUAAUCAGUUCUAACAUUCUGGCAGCUAAAUUGCUACAAGAGUUUCUCCUUACAGAAGCUUAAAAUAGAAAACUUUUUAAUAAUUUACUCAGAACAGUAUACCUUCUGACACACACAAAUGCUUACAUCUUUAUUCCUGUGUUCAUCUAUCCACUUUUGUGAUAUGUAUCUGUCAUUUAGCUCUUUCUCAAGAUGAUGUUCAGCAGU
Puma concolor (puma) is the source of this 1075-nucleotide messenger RNA. It is a transcript of the gene CA1H5orf24, whose product is annotated as chromosome A1 C5orf24 homolog. Lineage: Eukaryota; Metazoa; Chordata; Mammalia; Carnivora; Felidae. The record is from RefSeq and is a predicted model, not a curated record.